Molecule: messenger RNA, 1451 nt
Organism: Paralichthys olivaceus (Japanese flounder)
Lineage: Eukaryota; Metazoa; Chordata; Actinopteri; Pleuronectiformes; Paralichthyidae
Source: RefSeq, a predicted model, not a curated record
UGAUGGACACACAGGAGCUCACUUGCUUUCUCUUUCACUGCCCUAUAUCCUGUAUUUUCCUGACAGGACACCGGUUGUUUUGUGGAAUCGUCUCUGUAUUUUCACCUUUGACUCACCUGUAAAGUCAAACAGAGUCUUAAACUUCUUCCCUCUCACCUUCUUGGAUCUUCUCUUUUCUCCUGUUGGGAUUUUUUCUUCUUCUUUUUUUCCCCCUGCCUGGUUGCCUGCUCUCCUGUGUGAAGAUCAAGCCUUCCUUUCCCCCCUGCUCUCCUUCUCCUCUUCCUCCCAUCUUCCACUGUUCCCUGUGUCCUUGUGUGUAGUUUUGGGCUAUGCUCUCCUCACCCACUGUGAUUCUCCAGCCAUAUGGACUGCCUGUCUACCAACAGACACCCACAUGCUACCCCAGCAUAGUUCAGGGAGGUGCCACCCAGGAGGCCGGCCCGGGGAGCGGCGACCCCGCCCUAUCUCAGGUCUACGCCCCGCCUCCUUCUUACCCCCCACCGGGACAAGGUCCGCCAACAUCUGCGGGCAGACUGCCCCCUCUGGACUUCACCUCUGCACAUGCCGGUUCAGAGUACGCAGAGCAUCCCCAACUCAGAGUCUAUCAGGGCCCUCAGCUCGAAGGGGCCGAGGCCCUGACGUCCGGCUCCGCGGAGGACGCUUUGGCCCCUGUGACCUCUGACCCCCAGUCUCUGAGUGUGUCCGUGUCAUCAGGAGGCGGGGCAGGAAGUGGAAGUGAGGAGGAGGGGUCAGGUAAGGCCCAACCCAAACGCCUCCACGUCUCCAACAUCCCGUUCCGCUUCAGAGACCCAGACCUCCGCCAGAUGUUUGGGCAGUUUGGCAAGAUCCUUGAUGUAGAAAUCAUCUUCAAUGAGAGGGGGUCCAAGGGCUUUGGAUUCGUAACCUUCGAGAGCGCCGCUGAGGCUGACCGAGCUCGAGAAAAGCUGAACGGAACAAUCGUGGAAGGGAGAAAGAUUGAGGUUAAUAAUGCCACUGCAAGAGUAGUGACCAAGAAGCCCCAGACGCCUCUGGUGAAUGGUGACAUUUCAACUUCUGGAUGGAAGAUCAACCCUGUCAUGGGAGCAAUGUAUGCACCUGAGCUCUAUACAGUUGCCAGUUUUCCGUACCCUGUAGCGACUCCCACCUUGGCCUAUCGGGGCUCUGCAUUGCGUGGUCGAGGUCGAGCCGUCUACAACACGAUUCGCUCUGCAGCUGCAGCCGCACCUGCAGCUGCUGUCCCCGCCUACCCUGGGGUUGUAUACCAGGACGGACUGUAUGGAGCAGAGGUUUAUGGUGGAUAUCCAGCAGCUUAUAGAGUGGCUCAAUCAGCAUCUGCUGCCACGGCGACCUACAGUGAUGGAUAUGGACGGGUGUACGCCACAGCCGCAGACCCCUACCACCACUCAGUCGGACCAACGACGACAUAUGGAGUUGGUACAAUGAUCUGCUGA